GAAGGUAAAUCCUACACUUACCCAUUGUUCUGGUGUCAAAAAGGCUUGUCCACUGACAGAGAAACUGACACAUUUUCACUUUGCCACUGGUUAUCCUCCAGAUAUAGCUCAUGACUUAUUUGAAGGUAUCAUUCCAGUAGAGCUAGUACUGUGCCUCUCUGUUCUUAUCAAGAAAAAAUACAUCACAUUAAGUGAACUGAAUGACUCAAUUAAAAACUUCCCCUACAAAUGGACUGACAAAACUAACAGCCCCCAAUCGAUACCCCAAAAUUUUGCUACUCGCCAUAGCGUAGGGGGAAAUGCACAUGAGAACUGGGCACUAAUCAGACUUCUGCCACUCUUUAUUGGGUCAAAGAUACCUUUGGAUGAACCAGCAUGGCACAUUCUCAUGAUUUUAAAAGACAUCAUUGAACUUGUCGUGUCACCUGUCCACACAGCAGAAAGUAUUGCUUUCCUUGACUCAAAGAUAUCUGAACAUCGCCAUCUAUUUUUAAGUGUGUUUCCAAAUGAACGACUGCUUCCAAAACACCACUUCUUGGAGCACUAUCCUCAAAUGAUUGAAGCCUUUGGACCACUUGUUGGACUUUGGACAAUGCGAUUUGAAGCAAAACACAGUUUCUUUAAACGUGUAGUGAGGGAUACUACCAACUUCAGAAAUGUUUUGCUGUCACUCGCUACAAGGCACCAAAUGAUGAUGGCUUACCACUCCUAUGCAAGCACUGUGACACCUUCAGUGUGUGUCAGUAAGGUGCACAAAAUGCCUGUGGAAUUGGUACAUGCAGAGGUACAGGAGGCCAUAAGAAAAUUAUCACCAAACCAAACAAGUGUGCAGUUGGCCAAUGCUGUAUCUUACUGUGGAACAACAUACAAAGUGGGCAUGAUAUUGCCUUAUGGUUGUACUGGAGGUCUCCCUGACUUUGUUGAGAUUCUUCAGAUAGUUGUUUUGGACAAAGGUCUCAGUUUCAUUGUCAAGACUCUUAUUGCUUAUUACAAUGAGCAUCUAAGAUCAUAUCACCUUGAGUCAUCUGGGCAUUUUCUUCUUGUUGAGCAUAGAGCACUUGGUGAUUCUUAUCCUUUGGCAGCUUAUUGUGUUGGUAAAAAUCGUUUGGUUACUCUGAAGCGUUACAUAGGUUGUACAUUUUAGAUUGUUAUAUGAUCUCACAAACUAUUCAGGUUUAGGUCUGUGUUAUUUCUUGCUUUGUGCUAAUUUUAUAAAUGACUAUCACUUCUUUUAUUGUCUUAGGUCUAAGAUACAACAUGGACCCUGCUAAAAGUUCUUAUUAAGGAGCAAAUCAGGAAGCUAGUCCUUCCCUUAGGAAUCCCAAAUACUGUAGAUGAAUUGAAAUUAGCUGUAAAGGAAGCAUUUGUUAUAACCGAGGAGUUUAGCCUACAGUACAUGGACUCUGAUUUUCAUGACUUUUUCACACUUACUUCUACUGACCAGAUUCAACACAAGGAUACAAUCAAAGUUGUUUUCCCUUCGCCUGUGGUGCUGACAUUCUGUACUCAACAUAAUCCCAUCCCUAGCACCAGUACAUUACAGUUUGAAGAGGAAUCAUCUGCCGUUGCAUUUAUACAUAGUUCGUCAGGUUACAGUGGGGCAGAUGUAUCUACAUUCCAGUCAGAUGAUGCACUUUCCUCUUCUUCUCAAGAUACACUCAUCCUUUCUCCACAGAGUAGCCCAGACAGGCUACCAUGGCCCCAAGAAUUUCCAAUCCCAUAUUUCUCUCCAGAAGUACAGAUCGUGCUUGAAAAGGCAAUGGAGGCCUACAUGAGAGAUGGCACUCUUAUGAGUGUCCAAAAUGUAAAUAGAAAUAUAACUGAAAGGCUGACUCAGGCUAUUCAUGCUUAUACAGCAUAUCCUUCAGGUAUGCAGAUUAUCUGUGUGGCAGAAGCACUUGUUCGGCAAUAUCCAUGUCUAAAAGAACCUGGUUCCUUAAGUGGGUAUUUUGGUUGGCAGAUGAGUCUUAAGUACAAAAUGGCUGAUUACAGAAGGCGACUCAGCAAGUUUGGUUGUCCUGAAGUUACAUGUAACACGCUGAAAAAUAAGAGUCCUGAGAACAGGAAACCCGCAAAGGAUGUCAAAAAGCCAAGGAAAGCAGAAGUGAAUUACCUGCCACCAUACCCAACAGGUCAGAGUGAAGAGAGUUUGGAGCAAGAAGGGUUGGAAUUGCUUAGUGAAGUAAAAAAGAAGGACAAUACCAAGUGAUCAAAGCAAAAAUGGCAAAAACUUUCGCGCUCAGAAGACAUGAAGUUGUCAACCUGUCCCCCAGAGUUGUGGAUUUUAAAGACAGAUGGCCUGCACUGUUUAACCCCCAGCAGAUAAAUGAAGAAUUCAGGAGAAUUACCACUUUGGAUUUAGAGCCAAAAUUUAUGCAGAUGUUGGACCAGUAUACCCCAAAGCUGUUGAGCAUAUUUUGUGCCAAAGGAGGAGCAAUUAGGCAAACUUUGCAGGACAAAAUGGUUGCCAUUCAUCAGAACCCUGGUGGUGUUAUUAUUGACCAGACAAGAGAAGUUGUCAUUCGUUGCUUGGUUCAUUACUUGGGUGAAAAGGAUGAUGAUCUCAUCCAGGAAUACCAUUGUGCCGAAACAGAUUUUCAGCAAGAUCUCAUGCACCACACAAUGAAAAUUUCUGUCUUUAAGAGGGGUGAGCAGGAUGACAUCAGCAUUGUCUUGGAGGGUGCCCAAGUAGUGAGUGGUUUAGGAAAUGUGGCUAAAGCUUGUGCAGUUCUUCUUGGCCUCACCUAUGCUCUAAAUCUGAGCUACCCUAAACAGCUCAGGUAUACAUCUGAAGCAUUUCAAAAGCUGAUCUUAGAGUUGGACACUUGUAAGUUUUCACCCAAAAUGCAGUCUCUUAAGAAUAAGCUUGCUUAAUGUAGUCAUGCAAUACAAUUUACUUGGCUGAACACAGUGUUAAAACAAGCAUUGACACACAAGUUACAUUCUUUAAAAUGUUUUAAGAU
Molecule: messenger RNA, 2963 nt
Organism: Scleropages formosus (Asian bonytongue)
Lineage: Eukaryota; Metazoa; Chordata; Actinopteri; Osteoglossiformes; Osteoglossidae
Exons: 4
Coding region: 2221-2874 (217 amino acids)
Source: RefSeq, a predicted model, not a curated record